Ixodes scapularis (black-legged tick) is the source of this 912-nucleotide messenger RNA. RefSeq lists its product as uncharacterized. The record is from RefSeq and is a predicted model, not a curated record. The transcript has a single exon. Lineage: Eukaryota; Metazoa; Arthropoda; Arachnida; Ixodida; Ixodidae. Bases 1 to 912 code for a protein of 303 amino acids.
AUGAGUUCACCGUGCUUUUUUCGCAUGCAGGUUGGUACUGUUUACUCUGGAUAUUAUCCUAGAGUUUGUUUUUACCUGGCGGCUCCACCCAAGGACGUUUUCCUAAUGACGUAUACACGUUAUAAGCAUCAUUGCUUUUAUGUGCACCGUAGGUUUUGGAGAAAAUUGGUAUUUUUAGUAUUGUUGUUAUUACUGGCGGAUGAUGUCGAAUUGAAUCCAGGCCCCCCUACGAAGGCUGAACAGAUGGCAAAUAUGGAAUCCAUGCUUAUGAGCCUAACUGCUAGCAUGAACAGGGUUACGACACAACUUUCUAGUAUUCAAAGUAAGCAAGAAGAAUUUGAAAAGAAACUGGACACCUUGAUUAAGAGCAAUGACCACUUAGAAAAACGUGUUGAUGGUUUUGAGGGAUUGACCAAAAAUCUACAAGCACAGAUUGAUGCUCUUGAAAACCGCAGUCGAAGGUGCAGUCUGGUGUUUUACGGCUUAGAUGAUACGAGGAGCAAUGAGACAUGGGAAGAAUUAAAGAACCAUGUGCUACAACUAUGUAAUGAUAAAAUGGGCAUCGACCCCAUUUGGAUUCAAAGCGCACGUCGGAUUGGUCAAUAUAGAGCGAAUGGGAAAAGGCCCAUUAUUGUAAACUUUGUGUCGUGGAAUGAAAAAGAAAGCAUAUUACACGCGGGGUUCAAAUUUAAAAAUAGCAACUACAGUGUCUCAGAGGAUUUUAGCAAAACACUUCGCGAUAAAAAACGUAUGUUAUCGGAUUUUUCUAAAGAAAUAAGGUUAAGCAAGGCUAACAAAGUCUUUUUGUCGUACGAUAAGCUGAUCGUGAAUGGAGAAGCGCAUAUCUGGGAUACUGAACAAAAGAAGGCGGUCCUCGUGCAUAACGAUAGACAUGUAAGAACACAAGAAUGA